CCCCGGGGCGCUGGGAGAGGCGCGGGCGGGGCGCGGCCGGCGCUGGAGGCGGGCGGGAGACCGAAAAGAAAUGAAUGUCAGAGAGGAUUUGUUUAAUCAUUUAACAGCUGACACAAGCCAUGUCCGUAACAAAACGUUGGUGAAAAAGUAGAAGAUUUCUGGGACACAGCAGCGCCGGUACUGUGAAGCCGCUUCUGCAGGUCAGGAGCAGCGUUUGCUGGAGGAUGCCGUAGCCCAGGAGGCGAGGCUCGCAGGGACGAGGUCGAUGGCUUGCAUGGAGCUUCUCUACCUGGCCGAGGAGAGCAGACAGGUGCCCCUGGGCACUGAUCCAGGCUGGAGCCUGCCCUCCCAUCCUUAUGAGCAGCAGCAGCRCGAGGGGGAUGAGGUGGACCCCAGAGCGGCCGCUGCCGUGGCAGCCCUGCACUGUGAACGGCACUGCAAGCCCUUGCAAAGGGGCCCUGUGGCUGAUUCCUCCCUGGCAGCCCAGCCCCUCUCCCUGGGCACCUCGCCCCAGGAGCACCCCGCACCCUCCCAGCCCUGCCACCCAGCCCAGUGCUUGCCCAGGGAAGAGGACGGAGGGAAGAAGAAAGCCUGCUGCUGUGCCCAGGAACUUGAGACAUCGUUCACCUAUGUGGACGAAAAUGUAAAUCUGGAKCAUGCAAGAAGUACCCCCACUCCUACAGGUGGCCAGGAUGCCCUUUUGCAGCAGCAUUCCUGCAGGGAGCUGCCACCUGAAUGGGUGCACGAUUCUCCUUCUUUAAUCUCCGAGGAGGACGAUGCUGCCUCGGAGGCAGCGGCUGGGAAAUCCGUUGACUAUGGGUUCAUUAGUGCCAUUUUGUUCUUGGUUAGUGGCAUUUUGCUGGUGAUAAUUUCCUACGUGGUACCCAGAGAUGUGACAGUGGAUCCCAACACUGUGGCUGCCCGGGAGAUGGAGAGGCUGGAGAAUGAGAGCGCAAGGAUCGGUGCUCACUUGGACCGCUGUGUUAUCGCUGGGCUGUGUCUCUUGACCCUGGGGGGCGUGGUGCUCUCCAGCCUGCUGAUGAUGUCCAUGUGGAAAGGGGAGCUCUACCGGAGGAGCAGGUUUGCAUCCUCCAAGGAGUCUGCCAAGCUGUAUGGAUCUUUCAAUUUUAGAAUGAAGUCUGGAGCAAAUGAUAAUAUGCUCGAGCUGUCGYUAGUUGAGGAAGAUGUGCUUGCCAUAGAUAAUUAGUGUGGUCAUGAUUUUUAAGGCAGCAUUUCUACAGGAAAACAUUUCAUUAAAGAAAGCAGAUGCAGCUAAAGAUAGCUGGUGAUGCCAUUUAUUUGUCUGACAAGAAUGGUUUUAUCUUAAGCKCUAUAAUCAAAUGUUUGCAAUAUAUGARUACUUGUUGUAAAGGGGAAAUGUGCCAGACGAAAUGCAAAUGAUAUAAAAUAAUGAAAACCACUGAAUAAAAAGAGAUUUGUGAUAAGUAGGUUCCUCAGAUACUCGUUUAUCCUAAUAUAAAACAUUCUGCUGGUGUCUUGCCUUUAUAAUUUUCUUAUUACUCAAGAAUGACCUUGACACUUUGGAAGCUGUUAAUUUUUGAAGCCUGCAGGAUUAUUAAGUGUCUAUUCUGUAGAGUGUUAAGAAACAGGACCAAUAGUCAAAUAGCAGGGCUAAUAUUUCAUUGAGAUGCUUUUUUAUUCUUUAAUUUUAAGCAGAUCCCUUCUCUUCAGUUGAGUGACAGCUAUGGAAAGAAAGAACACCACUUGGUCAUGACUGGCCACAAACCUCACAAAUUUUCAAACAAUUGUACAAUUAGCGAUGAUUAUUUAAAAUAUAAAAUAAGAGGCAAAGGGCAGGAAACCAUAUGGCUCAUGGUAUUGGUAGGAGACAAAAGGCUCUUUCAGCUUGAGGUCAGUGGCUCCAUUUCAGUUCAGAUUAGCAAUGAUUGAUAGUCAUUAACUUCUGAUAGCUGUAGUGACCAUAUAAAGGAAGUUUAGUUCCUGGUGGACAGAUGUCUUUGUAUGAGAGCUGCCAUAACAUGAAUUAACAGACCUCUUGUUUGGAGUCUCAAAAGACCUAAAGACUGAAAAAGCAUGGGGAUGCUGAGACCGGACACUUCUCCAGUACAGACACCAGAAAAAAUUCAAAUUCAAGCUCAGCUGCAGGGCUGUCUGCAUCUUAUUAGUCCUUUUUGAAACUUCAGUUUUAUGUCACUAGGCUGUCAACCUUCUCAUAACCAGCAAAGAAAGGUCAGGAAGGGGCUCUCGGAGACUCAUUCAAUAAAACCCAAUUUAUUUGUAGAGAAUAAAUCAUCAGGAAAUACAGAGGUUAAGUAUCAGGCAGUUUACUGCCUGACAUAAGACUCAGUUAACAUUAGGGGAUGAUCAAGGGUACAUGUUGCUAUUAAUCUCAGUUCUGUGUCACUGUAGCCAAAAACCUAAAGCUAUUUGCUUUAUUGUCAACCAGUUUCUGUGGAGCAUUGACGUGUUCUUGCAGAGCUGGGAAAACCGACAGAAAUUGUUCUAUGCACCAGUGUCAGUUCUUACUGAGCAACGGUUAAUACAUAUAUAUGUGUGUGUAUAUAUGUAUCUGUGUCUUAUUAAUAUGUAUAUGUACAUUAUAUAUGUAUGUGUCCCUGACAAAGCCAAACAUGGGUGAAGAGCUCUGACUGUGCAGUCUCUGACUGCAGUCUCAGAAGAAACAUGUGACAGCCUUCUCAGUUGUCAGUUAACUCUCAAACAUCAGGAAUAUGAAUUAUUUUUUAAAUGAUACAUUUUUUUUCCCACUGUGACACACAAGUUCUCUUGGGAAGGGAUGAGGACAUCUCCUUAUAGUCCUUUUACCUAGGAAUGUAUGGCAGCACAAAGUUCAGAGUAACAAGUGGAUGGUGGAAAUGUGAGUUCCUCACAGAGAAACUGAACGCUAUUUUGCUUCUUGGUUCUUCAUUCCCCUUCUCCGGCUGUUUUCAAGCGAGACAAGUGCAGCCCCCGGGUCUGACUCAGCCUGCUCAGUCCCUUGUGCUGGCAGCUGUCACCAGGGCCCAGGGAGCCACCCUGCUCCGGGUUYGUGCCUUUGGUCAGUAAUUACCACAGUGUGGUACUCAGGCUUUAAUGCCAGCCCCACAAAAGAGAUCCUGCUUCACAUGUUCUCUGCUCUAGCUUCAUGUCAGUGUUUCUCAUUAAAUGAGCUGCCUUAUUAGAGGGUGCUGCUGUCCGGUAGAUGAUUCUCCCAGUUUAUGUCGUGAUACACAGCGUGUUCACAGGCAGUACUCAGCAGUGACCAGCAUCUCCACAGUCAUCUUUGAAGAGUUUACAUCCUCCUGGAUGUGUCUUCAGGGAUUUUGGAUUGGAUCUCUAGGGUAAAUACAUGAAAUGUCUUCUUAUGUCUGGAAGCUGCCUUCAGCCUGUUGUGAUGAGGACAAGUGAGGAAGGAACUARCCUGAGAAUCUGGAUGCAGAGCAGGAAAGUUCCUCCCUCGCUUGCCUUGGCCUGCUGGGUGUGUGGACGCUGCKUGCAGAGCUUGACACUUUGCUCAAGGUGGGAAGGUGGGAACAGUGCUUCCUUUCACCCUGCCCCGAGGAUUGAAGGGUUGCCAUGGCCUCCACAGGUGCAGGGAAAGCUGUGCCAAGUGAGAGCACAAAUGGUGGAGCUGGGGUCAGCAAGACAGUGAAGGGUUGGGGGUGGAUGUCUCGGGGGAUGGAAACCCUUUCAUCUGCUUGGGCCCUGUGGUCUCACCUACAUGACAGAAACUCUAAAACUGAGGCUGGUGAUUUUGAGAGCUAUUAUUUUUAUUUUUUAACUAUACAUAUGCAUGAAAUCGGAAUACAUUCCAUUAUUGCCGAAAGAUGACAGCUUAAGCUGUAUGGAUCACGGAUUUCUUGUAGGAACCAUGACAUGCCUUAAUGCUGAUUAUUAGCUCUAGAAAAAGGAACGCUCCCCUGACUGUCAGUGUGUUAUUGUCAAGUGAGAAGUCUUCUGACACUUUGUAAAAUGCCUGUCACAGAUCAUGAACCUGCAAUACUUUAAUGAGCCCUGAAAUUUUCCCUGAGCAUUUUAAGGAAAUAUUAGUCAACCUAAUAAUCUAAAUACACACUGCAAAAGUGUGAGGAGUAAGAAAAUUUAAACGACAGGACUAACAGAGUUUCUUUGUUUUGGUAUAAGUGUGUGCUACGAAAGAGCUGAAGGAAGGCCUUCAGAGUGCAGGAAUUUAGCAGAUUAAAAUGUUCAGGACAUUUCUCUGAUCACCUUUACAAAUUGCAGCACUGUGUAAGUUGGCAGUGCAAUAUAAAACCUCUGGACUCUCAGGUUCUCGUGCUGUGAAACCAAACACAGACAGAAACCAAAGCACUUGCUGUCUGGUGGCUGAUGGUGGAAAUGAAUGUCCGAGCCCACUGGUGAGUGGACAGACCUUCACAUGGCUCACCUCGCACGGGACAGUACCAAAGGGUGAGGCCUGGGGACACCGACUGCCCUCUCAUGCACCCUCGCAAUUUGACUCCCCCUGCUCAAAAUUUAAAUGCUUUAAAGGUAYAAAUGUGAGAAAAAUUAUUGGUGUUGUUUUCAUUGCAUUGGCUAAAGUUGUCACUUGAAUCGUUGGAGAGCUUUCUCUUUUGGGGAACUAAAUUUUGGCAUAUACCAAAUCGAUUUUCGGUGCUCUCUAAACAUAUCAGCAUUCCGAGUACAGAUUUCCGAGUACCCUGGAAACCGAACAGGAUUUGUGCCCUUAAUGAGUUUAUUUCUGACCACCCCAGCUGUCAAAUGUGACACUUUGCCAUUUUCUACCUCAUUUUGACCCAGCCUCUGCCUUCRCACUGGAGGUGUCCGGGAAGGGAGGUUUCCCCGCAGGAGGCGGCAGCUGCCAAGCGUGCGCGUCCCUGCAGCUCCAACAGCUCCCUGGUGACCCUGUCCACAGUUCUUUUUCUCAGUCAGGUGCUGUGGCUGAGGCUGGACAUUGACACCUGCAGGGGAUGCCCAUGGGAGUGGAGUGGAGGCCGUCACUGUCCGGUCCCAGCCCCAACGCCGCCGGGUGCCCAGCGUGGCUCCCACCAGCCUGAGCCGGCCACGUGGCAGAAAUGCCUGAGACUCUCCUAGGAGGCUACGCUGGGUUGUUGCUGGUUUUUUAUGUGUUUACAAUUUUUUAUUCUUUGUAAAUUCUUUCAAAAAUCUGUCUGMAAUGAGUAUAAAGUUUACUAAGAAAGUAAAUGGUUUAAUCUUGUAAAACUCUUUGACCCACAGCAGGGUGAAGCAUCGCAGUCCAUCGUGAGCUGUUCAAUAGUGCGUUUGAUGCCUUAUUACAGUCGCAGCCAUGUUCUGUACAGAGCGAAAAAUAAA
Messenger RNA from Malurus melanocephalus (red-backed fairy wren), 5292 nucleotides. It is a transcript of the gene TMEM74, whose product is annotated as transmembrane protein 74. The record is from RefSeq and is a predicted model, not a curated record. The transcript has 2 exons. The coding region runs from base 266 to 1207 and encodes 313 amino acids. NCBI's taxonomy places the organism in Eukaryota, Metazoa, Chordata, Aves, Passeriformes, Maluridae.